GCAACAACCGCGGAAGAACGAAGAAGAAAAUCACUUCCGCACAGUCACAACUUCCCCGCCAGGUUUGCAGUGGAUUCUGUCACAAAAUGGCUAAAGUGAAAGACAAGAGGCGAGAGAAAAUCAGUGUCGCGACUGAGAUUGACCGUUUGGAGGAGCGGCGGGCGCGUUGCCAAGACAACCUGGAGAGGGCUGAGUUCAAGAGCAGGAGAGAGGAGCUCUCUGACAGGGACAGGCAAGACCUGGAGGACGAAAUGACUAUCAUCAAUGAGAGAGUGCUGAAGUUAGACAAGGAGCUGGAGGCGUUAAGGGGAGAUAAUCGGAUGAACAUGCUGCUGUCGGUCGCUCUGCUGGUUGUCAGCGCUCUCUUCUACUUUGUCUUUUUCUACAAUGAAACGGGGUCAUGAUAACGCCCGGCGGCAACUUAAAUCGACCUGUGUCUUGAAAGAACAACGACCACUGGACGACGUUUCCCUGAGAUGAAACACAAUGUUCCUGUGGGGAGAGAUGGAGAGCUGUGGUGCUGAAAUCCUUCAGGUUCCCUCUAGAUGGCAUCAUGGUCAUCGUCCUGACACCUUCUGGUCAUCGAAUAGAUGUUUCUCAUGCACAUCUACUUGGACUAGAGUAAUACGUUUAAAGAUAAUACUGGGGUAACCUGAGUGAUCAUUUUUCUCUUCAGCUUGAACACAGGUCGGUUUUCUGCCAGUUUACCCGCUUAUAAACAGUUAAAUGGAAAGUUUAUUACUUUUGCCUUAUGCCACAAAUAUACCAAAGUAGUGAUGCUUUUGUACAAUAUAUCAAAGAUAUACUUCAUCUAAUGGUGCCAAUAAAGUUUGCUUGUCUUUUGCUCACUUAAAAAGCAUGUGUGAUAAUGCAUGGUACACAUGUCAAAUGUACAGUUAAAUGUAUGAAAAUAUUAGUUUUUUCUCAAAAUAAGAGUUGCACAGUAUGUUAAAUUGUAACGGCAUAUAGAGAACCUGAAGAAUGUAAUAUUGUUUUUGAUACUCAUGUUGGAAAACUUUAUGAAUGUCAGAAAUGUCUCCUUAAUAUGCAUGAAUAAAAGUACUUGAUGCUAAUAUAUAACAUUAUUUUGCAUUACAAAGGCCUUUUUAAAGCUUAGUAUGGUUUGUGGCGUUUAUCAUAUGAUUCCUAGUUUUAAUAGAGACCCAAA
This is a messenger RNA of Pungitius pungitius (ninespine stickleback), 1168 nucleotides long. It is a transcript of the gene ccdc167, whose product is annotated as coiled-coil domain containing 167. The coding region runs from base 87 to 404 and encodes 105 amino acids. Lineage: Eukaryota; Metazoa; Chordata; Actinopteri; Perciformes; Gasterosteidae. The record is from RefSeq and is a predicted model, not a curated record. The transcript is spliced from 4 exons.